Molecule: messenger RNA, 3119 nt
Organism: Lates calcarifer (barramundi perch)
Lineage: Eukaryota; Metazoa; Chordata; Actinopteri; Centropomidae
Product: NXPE family member 3
Exons: 8
Coding region: 475-2160 (561 amino acids)
Source: RefSeq, a predicted model, not a curated record
AGAGAGGCAUGGAAAGUCACAGCCAAAACUGUGUAAAAAGAGGGACAUGAGCCAGUACAGUUUGGGGCUCUUCUGGUGUAUCAUGUAUGCACUGUGAACUGUUCUCGGGUUUCUUUGUCGACAAAUAAACUCUGCUGCCUUGGACACUGCCGACUCCUGAUAAUUUUUGAAGACCUGAAUCUGGCUGAAGUUUUCUGAUCGCGGCCCAGUGGUUUGGGACCCCAGACCCAAUCCACGUCAGAAUCUAAAUAUGUGUGCCAUGAUUUCUUCAUAUGUACUGUGGUAAAAAUAUCAGAGUGCCAUUGACUUCACAAGUUCCAACAGGGAUCCCAGGUACCCUCUCUGCCUUAACUACAUCAACCCUCAGCGCUACAAUGAAUACCUGGCAGCUGUCUGGGCAGUGGGUAAUGUCACCCAGGACUAUGACAGUACCAGAUUAAGUUAUCACAGUGCUUUGCUGCAGCCAGAGAAGUUAUGAAGGUCAACAUUUGUGCUCCAAAGUGCAGAGCCAUCUUCCUUUUACUGGCUGUAAUUGUCUCUAUCGUUAUACUACAUAACAUGAAUGACCUGAAGAAUAAAGGGAGCUCCACAAUCUUCACCCAGAGAGUUUCCACUAACACUUCCAUGCAUCAAGCUGUAUGCACCUAUCAACCUCUCUCCACUGAGGACGCUGUGGAAGCAAGCCUCCUACUAGACUCCAUCGCUUGGCCUGAAACUCCACCUUCACCAGCUCCAGUUUCUCUGGAGCAGACCAGUGAUCCUGCCCACAGCACCUUCACAGUUCUCCCAAGGAAGGGAGGAGGACAGUGGCAUGUAGGAGAUCAGCUGGAGGUUAUGAUCAAAAUUUAUGACUUCAAGGGCAGUCCCAGGAAGUCUGGAGGAGACUUCUUAAUCGCCCGACUGCACAACCAGAAGCUUAGUGCAGGUGUGGCUGGACAAGUGGUGGAUCAUCUCAAUGGCAGCUAUUCUGCUGUAUUCUCUUUACUCUGGGAAGGAGACGCGCAGGUUGAGGUGAUGCUAAAAACCACCGUGGUGACACUGGUUCACCCCAGUGAAGCUAUCACAGUGCUGCAAAGGCUGAACCAGGAACAUCCAGACAGGGUUUACUUCAAGAGCCUCUUCCGCUCAGGCUCAGAGUCUGAAACUACCACCUGUAAUGUAUGCCUGCCUCCAACCCAGCAGCCAUUAUGCAACUACACUGACCUUCAUACAGGUGAGCCGUGGUUCUGCUACAAACCAGAGAACCUGAGUUGUGAUGCCAGGAUCACACACGCUGUUGGAGGAUACGACUUAAACAUCACAUCCAUGGAGAAGAAGCUCUUUCAAAGUAAUGUCAACAUGAAAGUCUCCAUUCGGGCUUCAGAAUCUGCUAGUGUCAACGUGUUACCAAAUAAAUCAGGUCAAGCAAAGGUGAAGAACAGUAUUGUGAAGUCUGGGCCCUCUGGUUAUUAUUACCAAGGAGUGUGGAAAUCACUAGGUGGCACCACAGUUCGCCAAUUCAAAACCCCGUCUGACAUCACUCAGUGUCUGAAAGGGAAGGUGGUCCAUGUGUAUGGAGACUCCACCAUCAGACAGUGGUUUGAAUACCUCACUGCAGAGCUACCAGAUCUCAAGGAGUUCAACCUACACAGCCAAAAGCAGGGUGGACCUUUCUUGGCCCUUGACUAUACAAACAACAUCAUGUUGACUUUCCGCUGCCACAGUACUCCGCUCCGUAUUACUGAUUUUCCAACCAGGGAGCUGCGUUACAUUGCUAAUGAACUGGAUAACUUAGUUGGAGGCGCUAACACUGUUGUAGCUUUUACCAUCUGGGCUCACUUCGGCAACUACCCCAUGGAGUUCUACAUCCGGAGGCUGCAGAACAUCCGCAGGGCGGUGGUGCGGCUGCUGGACGUGGCUCCAGACACACGGGUCAUCAUCCGAACUGGAAACCCAAAAGAGUUGAACUUUAUGGGGGCACUGACCAACAGCGACUGGUACUCACUACAGAAUGACAAGGUGCUCAGAGCUAUGUUCAAAGGAUUGAAUGUUCAUCUGGUGGAUGCAUGGGAGAUGGUUCUGGCCCACCACCUGCCACACAACCUCCACCCACAACCUCCUAUUAUUAAGAAUAUGAUAGAUGUUCUCUUGACCUACAUAUGUCCUCAGAAGGGCAGCUAGAUGUGUGUUUGUUGGGGGAGGAGUGGAUUCAAAUGCUCUUACAUGUUGUCUCUUGUUUCCACCAGAUGCUGCAUUUGUUUCUUCAGCAGUUUAAGCACAUGCACAGAGUGGACUAACUACAGUUUUUCUGAUCUAUCUUUAACCAGGGAAUGUUGAGUGAACACAAAAGAGACUGGACAGGAUGGAAAGCAGCUACAAGACAGAUUAGGGUUGGAUAUUACAGAUAACCACUGCGGAAUGAUCACAUUUUUUGUGAUCACACUUUUGUGUCAAUUUAACUUUAAACUUAUGCCGUCUUGUUGCACUCCUCUUUUGACUGUGUUGUUUUGCAUGUCGACUUGCCAGAUUUGUCAUCUGACAUGAAUAUCGUCCUUAUGUGUCAUUCUUUCUGUCGUCUGACUCUGCAGCAGUCAGUUGUCUCAUGGAGCUUUCAGGGUGUCCAUGGCAACUUGUAAAGCUGGAAAAUGUUAAGUGACCAAAUAUUUAAAAGACCUUUGUUUCUCAUUGUUAAAUAUUUUCCUUGAACAAAAACCAUGUAAGGCCACUACAGGGUGUAAAUAAUGAAUGUCAGACAUAAAGUCUACUGUCUGUGUUUGUUAGCAGAAUGUACAUGACAUUUACAGGUAGAUGAAUGAUAUAUUGAUACAUUUACAAUUAGCCAGGUAGAACAGUUCUGGGUUGUUGAACACUUCUAUCCAUAGUUUUUUUGCGCUCAUCCUGAGCUUUAACUCCAGUAGUUCCUACACCAGAUACUGAAGUUAUUUUCCAUUCUGUGUUCAGUCAAAGGGGCAUAAAACUGCAAGUGGAAUUUAUGAUAACAGCCUUUAUGUGAAAUUAUAUCUACCUUUACCUCAACAGCUACAUUUUCAUGAAAAUCUCUCUCAGGUGGUGUGAACUGUUUAGAAACAACAGAAACAUAGACUUGUUGAUAUUCCAAUAAUAAAUUUGCGUGAUGUUAA